AUGGACAUCCAACUCAGCUCAACCUUCCACCACUCCACCAGCACCCACAGCUACUCCAUCCGCUGGACAUCCCUCGGAAACGCCACCUCCCCACCCCUAAUCUUCGUCCACGGCACCCCCUGGUCCUCUCUCGUGUGGCACACCUACGCCAAACCCCUCUCCAAAAACUUCCACGUCUACCUCUUCGACAACCCCGGUUUCGGCCAGAGCCCGCUGGGAACACCCCUCCCAGAAAAGAAAGAAACAAUCACCAAACAAGCCGCACUGGACGCAGACCUCGCGCAGCAGUCCGAGGUAUUCGCCGCGCUAUACAAUUUCUGGAGUCAGACCUGGGGUCCUGGCCAGGUGAAAGCGCAUGUAAUCGCACACGACCACGGCGGGCUGAUGGCCCUGCGCACGCACCUGGUGCAUGGGUGUGCGUUUGCGAGUCUCUGUCUGAUUAACGUUGUUGCGUUGGGUCCGUUUGGACAGCCGCUGUUCAAGCUGAUUGCGGAGAAUGAGGGCGUGUUUAAUUCACUGACCGGUCCGGUGUUUGAGGGCGUUGUGGAGUCUUAUAUUAGGGAUGCGGCGUUCACGGAGUUAAGCAGGGAGACUAUGGAGGUGCUGAAGAGGCCGUGGGUUGAGAGUGAGGAGGGGAGGAGGGGGUUUGUGCGCCAGAUGGUGCAGGCGAAUAGUCGCAGCACGGAGGAGGUUGAGGGGAGGUAUCAUGAGGUUGGGAAUAAGAUGCCGGUGCUUGUUGUGUGGGGUGAGGAGGAUAGAUGGAUUCCUGUAGAGACGGCGGCGAGGUUGAAGGACAGACUGAAUGCGAGGGAUGUUGUGCUGGUUGAGGGAGCUGGCCAUUUGGUGAUGUAUGAUCAGCCGGGGAAGUUGGGGGUUGAACUGGGCUGGUGGUUGAGUUCUGUUAGCAUCCAUUGA
This is a messenger RNA of Aspergillus puulaauensis, 915 nucleotides long. Its product is annotated as alpha/beta fold hydrolase. Lineage: Eukaryota; Fungi; Ascomycota; Eurotiomycetes; Eurotiales; Aspergillaceae. The coding region runs from base 1 to 915 and encodes 304 amino acids. The transcript has a single exon. The record is from RefSeq and is a predicted model, not a curated record.